Molecule: messenger RNA, 290 nt
Organism: Cucurbitaria berberidis CBS 394.84
Lineage: Eukaryota; Fungi; Ascomycota; Dothideomycetes; Pleosporales; Cucurbitariaceae
Exons: 1
Coding region: 35-208 (57 amino acids)
Source: RefSeq, a predicted model, not a curated record
CCCCCCCCUACUCUUGCGCGAACCGCGAACAGCAAUGCUGACCAAAUUACAGAACGGUUAUGGGCCCGCAACAGAAUACUACCAAAAUGGACAAGUCAACAGUCUGCCGGUAAGUGGAGGAUGCUGCCAUUCGUUAAUAAAGUUGCUGAUCGAGAUAGAACGAGCAAGGCAUCUUUUCGCCGCCAACACCGAGAUCCACUGCCGAUGACGACUCCGUCCGAAGAACGUCUGGUGGAAGCGGACGUACAGUCGCACCGUCUAGCUCACCCCGAGGAAAGGAACAAAGCCCC